Messenger RNA from Mesocricetus auratus (golden hamster), 1550 nucleotides. RefSeq names its product sperm motility kinase 4A-like. Lineage: Eukaryota; Metazoa; Chordata; Mammalia; Rodentia; Cricetidae. Gene Ontology annotation, cellular component: cytoplasm. Gene Ontology annotation, molecular function: ATP binding; protein serine/threonine kinase activity. The record is from RefSeq and is a predicted model, not a curated record. The transcript has a single exon. The annotation marks the transcript as partial. Gene Ontology annotation, biological process: protein phosphorylation; intracellular signal transduction.
CAUUGCUUUCCUGAGGAAUUUCCGACGAGAUAAAGUGCUUGAAAUUGAGGCUAACAUUAUGGAUAGCUGCAAUGAUUUCAAAAUUUUAACAUCUCUAGGCUGUGGAGGAUUUGGGGAGGUGAAGCUUGCCUGCCACCUUCCUACAAGUACACAGGUUGCCGUCAAGGUGGUCAAGAAGAAUCACAAUGGUAUGAAUGACAUCAACUCUGAAGUACAGAUCCUCCAGUUAUUGGAACACAGAAACAUAGUCAGAUACUAUCAUGUCAUCAACACACUGACAAAGACUUAUUUAAUCAUGGAGUAUGUUGCAGGAGAUGACUUGGAGAUAUUCCUCAGGGACAAAACCUAUCUAAAGGAGGAAGAAGCUAGACCAAUAUUCCAACAGGUCGUGUCAGCAGUGCACUUUCUCCACCAAAGACUUGUUGCACAUCGUGAUAUUAAAUUGGAAAAUAUCCUGAUUGACAGAGCUGGAAACGUGAAGCUUUGUGACUUUGGGAUGGCUAUUCAGCUCGAAGAGGGGCAGAAGCUGAAGAAUGUCUGUGGCUCUUUGUUCUAUAUGGCUCCAGAGAUCUUGGCAAGGAAACCCUAUGAUGGGCUGGCAGUUGACAUGUGGAGCUUGGGAGUAGUCCUAUAUGUACUGGUCACAGGAAAAUUUCCAUAUGCAGCAACCACAAUGCAUGGUAUGCACAGGCUCAUCAACAGUACAGAGUACCCUAUUCCCUACCACCUCUCAAAGCCCUGUCGUGAAAUCAUUGCACAAUUACUCACAGUCCCUACCCGGCAAAGGAUAACAAUAUUUCAGCUCCUGGAAAGAAGAUGGCUGGGCCAAAUUGAAGAGCAUGUAGAACCUGCAAGUAAAGAAAUCCUUCCCAGUGUCGUUGAGACAAUGUGCAACAUAGGCUAUACCUGUGAAGAGAUUGUGUCAUGCAUAAGAAAAUGGCAAGCAAAUAAUAAUGUAACAGCAACUUUCAAUAUUCUGAAACACAAAUUGAGUAUUAGGGACUGUCAUCACCAAAAUGGGAAGCCGUGGUUAAACAUCAGCCCUAUAGAUACUAUUCACUCCCUUCCCCCCUUCAAAAGGGCAGAGAGUGAAUCAACCUUGGCAAAAAUUAUUGAAGUUGGAAAGGGUGACUUUCAGGAGAAUGGUGUGGAAAGAAGAGAAAAGAGAUGCCAAAGUUAUAAGAUGCCCAACAAAUACUCCUGCUUGGAGAUUAUGCCCUGUUCAGAUGAAAUAUUUUCUGCAAGAAGUGUCCUGAUGGCUAAUUUCAUCCACAAUGCUACUGAGGACAUUGCAAUCAACAUGAAUUCUGUGGAUGGCUUGUGUGAUGAUAUUUCCUUAUGUGAGUCAGUCUUGAAUGGAACACCUAUAAGGAUUCUGAACAAGGAAUUCCCGGCAGAGCAACUAACCGGUGGGCCCAUCAUUCCCAAAGAACAGUCCCAUGUUGGACCCAAAACCUCUGGAUCCAGACCAAUGAAGGCCUGGCAGCUGAUAAGGAAGCGAAUUACCAAUGCACUCAGAAUACUGUGCUGUGCUCCUGAACCAUUCCAUG